UGCUCUCUGGCUUACACUUCAGACUAGGUCGUUAAUACCAGGUUGUCUGCUGCUGGACAAUAACAAUCCCAUCCAGAGCCAGGGCGACCUUUUCAUCAACGUCAUCCCUUCGAGGAUCUGCCUUCCUACGCGAUGGAUACCAGCGAGGGAGAGCACUACGUCACAUUCUCGCUCGACGACGGUAUACAGAACAACGUUUCGCACGAGGAGAUAUGCGAGCCAAUCGACGAAGAAUGCGUGCUGACAGAGAACAUGACCGAAGUAACAAUGGAGGAGGUGAGCCAGGAGGAUUUGGUCGAGACGCCAAUGGCUGUGGAAAUAAUAACAGAGAAUUCGGAAGAUGGUGAAGAACAGGGUGCCUUCAUUUACAUAAAGAAAGAGGCUUCCCAGCAGUUUACGACGGGCGACGAGUCUAUGGCGGUCGAGGCUCUGCGACAGCUUGGUGGCAUGUAUUGCUUCGAAGAGAAAAAGAUUGCCUGUCCAAGUUGCAAGAAUACCUUUGCCCCUGGAGAAUUGGCCAAGCAUCAGAACUCGUGUUCGUCCACCAAACACAUUUGCACCUUCUGUCGCGAAAAGUUCGAGAGAAAGAUCGAUCUGACCAAUCACAUGGUGUGCCACCAGGUUGACAGACCCCAUGCGUGCAGAACAUGCGGAAAUCUGUUCAAGUCCAAAGCUAGCUUGCAGGCACACAUGUUGGAGGUUCAUCAGGUUGACAGGCCUCACAAGUGCACCGUUUGCGGAGCUGAUUUUCAGAGGCCAUCCAGUUUGUCCAAUCACAUGAAAAUUCACAGCUACGUCGCAGGCAGAGCACUGAUGCAAGCCAAUCACGUCGUUGCCAGUAUUGAAACUGUCAAGGAGGUUUCUGACAAUUACGAUAGUUCUAUUUUGACCACUGUUCAAUCCAUUCAAAACAUUGAUUUGCCUCAGGGUCAAUGGACAGCUGUGCAGAUCGCUACAGAUCAGGGGGACAUUGAGGGCCUUGCUAUACAACAGGACAAAAUUGAUUCUGUGCAAGAGUACGCUGUACUACCCAGUGGAGAAGUUACCCAGCUCACAGAGUAUACUACACAAAAUUCUAUGGAAGAUGAAAAUUUGGAUAACGAGUGUGAAAAGACUUUCAUAAAAAUUGACUUGCCAGGAAAUAAAGGGCACACUUGCAGUAUAUGUGGCGUAUCGUUUGCGCGUGCAGCUUCUUUAACUAUGCAUGUGAAAACUCAUCCAAAAGGUGAAUCUGUUUUGCCAGUCGAAUGCGAAUACUGCGACAAACAAUUUCAAGAUGCCAACUGCUUGGCAAAUCACCAAUCUGGCUGUACAAAGAAAAUAAUGAAGAAUUCAGGGUCUAAGGAGAAAUGGGGCAAGCAUGCGUGCUCAGACUGUGGCAAAACAUUCACGACGAAACAAAAAAUGUUCAGGCAUCAGUGGAUCCACAGGAAAAAAACGUUUUCCUGCGAAGUUUGCGGCUCCCAGUUUGAAAAACAGCCACAACUCGACGCGCACAGGCUAUCUUCUCAUCCGGCGGGCACGCCUUUUACUUGUCAAGAAUGUGGCAAAAGUUUCGUGUCUCGUCAGGGUCUUUGGGAACACGGCAGGACGCACGCGGGCAGUCCGGCCCAUUUUCACUGCGACGUAUGCUCCAAGACCUUCUCUUCGAGGCAAGGGUAUUUAAUACACCACCGGACUCACACUGGGGAACGUCCGUAUGGUUGCAAAUUUUGUUGGAAGGCUUUCAGGGACGGUGGUACGUUGAGGAAACACGAGAGAAUACACACUGGUGAGAGGCCGCACGUUUGUCCACUGUGUCAAAAGUCGUUUAAUCAAAAGGUCGUUUUGCGCGAACACAUCAGGUGGGUUCACGCUGCUGGGAAAAAUGAGCCUGAACUCGCAGGUCCACCUUUUCCGUGUCCGUUGUGUGAAAUCCUCACGCAGGAUCGAGAGGAACUGUGUGCUCAUAUCGUCAAACACUCGGAUCAAAUGAUCGCAGAGGCCAAAGCGAAAUCUAACACUGUGACUGUUAAGGUGAAAUCUCCGCCGAAAAAGAAAAUAAAAAUGUCGGAAGGGAAGCAAAAAAAAGCAGGACAGCCAAAAACAGCGAAAACAAAAACGAAAACUGCGAAAACGAAAGCACAAACAGUGGAAGAGCGAGUUGUUACCGCUGAAGAGCAGCAGGAAGCACUACUUUCCAUCUCCGACCACAUAGAUCCUUCCGCGGAGCCGCAAGAUACUUAUUUUAUUGUAAAAAAUGAGUAUGACAAUGAAGUGUGCAUAAAAGCGUACGCAAAACUAAGCGAUGUUACUCAACUGCAAGGUUCGAGUAGAUCGAUUAAUUUGAUAACGAUUGCAAAUAAGUCUAAUGAGAGCCCAGAAAAAAGUAGGGAGGAAAAUGACGGUGACGUCAACAAUGAGGCUAAUGUAAAUACUAUGCGUUUGAUACCUAUAAGUACAGAAUCAGGGGAAACAGUUUACAUUGCUGAGAAGCAAAAUAACACUUUGCACCUAAUAUCGAAACAAAAUGAAAGUUUACCGGUUUUAGCAUUACCAAAUCCAGAUACUGAUGAAAAUUUUUCCAACGAAAUAUCGAACAUGAGUAACAACGAGUCGUCGAUUGAAAUCAAUAUCAACAAUUUACAAUCAGCACCAGAAGAAAGUGAGGAAGAGCACACGGAAACUAUGAUUAUUGAACCUGUAAUGAUAAUUAAGGAGGAAGUUUCCGGAAAUGAACAGAUGACGAAUGAAAGUGACAGUGAAAAUGAAAGUGAAGAAAUGGUGUGUGGCAUAUGUGGGCAUGAAUUCGGUGAUAAAAAUGUUCUAAUGGAGCAUGUAAAAAUUCACAUAUAAACAAUUAUUAUUAAGUGUAAAAUAGAGUA
Molecule: messenger RNA, 2864 nt
Organism: Copidosoma floridanum
Lineage: Eukaryota; Metazoa; Arthropoda; Insecta; Hymenoptera; Encyrtidae
Biological process (GO): regulation of transcription by RNA polymerase II
Cellular component (GO): nucleus
Molecular function (GO): RNA polymerase II transcription regulatory region sequence-specific DNA binding; DNA-binding transcription factor activity, RNA polymerase II-specific
Source: RefSeq, a predicted model, not a curated record